CGUUUUAAUGCAGUUGUGACGCUAAAUAUGAGGUGUUUGUUGGGACUGAUGUCAACACAGCCUCACUUACUGACCAGCUUAUGGAACCAGGUUUUAUUACAAAGCAGAAACCUGAGUUUUUGUAUAGUGGCCAGCCUCUCAUAGUUAACCUUGAUAUUAUUGAUAAUUGGGUGCUUCACUUCAUGAAACAACGAUGCUUAUUAUAGUCCAUUAUAGUCCAUGGUAGUCGAUUAUAAUCCAUUAUAGUCUACGGUAGUCUAUUGUAAUCCAUUAUAGUCUACGGUAGUCUAUUGUAAUCCAUUAUAGUCUACGGUAGUCUAUUGUAAUCCAUUAUAGUUUAUGGUAGUCCAUGGAAGUCUAUUGUAAUCCAUUAUAGUCUAUUGUAAUUCAUUAUAGUCUAUGGUAGUCCAUUAUAGUCCAUUGUAAUCCAUUAUAGUCUAUGGUAGUCCAUUAUAGUCCAUUGUAAUCCAUUAUAGUCUAUGGUAGUCCAUUAUAGGCCAUUGUAAUCCAUUAUAGUCUAUGGUAGUCCAUUGUAAUCCAUUAUAGUUUAUGGUAGUCCAUGGAAGUCUAUUGUAAUCCAUUAUAGUCUAUUGUAAUCCAUUAUAGUCUAUGGUAGUCCAUUAUAGUCCAUUGUAAUCCAUUAUAGUCUAUGGUAGUCCAUUAUAGUCCAUUGUAAUCCAUUAUAGUCUAUGGUAGUCCAUUAUAGGCCAUUGUAAUCCAUUAUAGUCUAUGGUAGUCCAUUGUAAUCCAUUAUAGUUUAUGGUAGUCCAUGGAAGUCUAUUGUAAUCCAUUAUAGUCUAUGGUAGUCCAUUAUAGUCCAUUGUAAUCCAUUAUAGUCUAUGGUAGUCUAUUGUAAUCCAUUAUAGUCAAAGGUAGUCCAUUAUAGUCCACUGAAGAUUGCAAGAUGUCCGGACAGGUCAGGGGGAGGAGACCCCACUCCAGGAAGGCUGGAGGGAGGAGGCGUGAGGAACACUGCAAAACAGAAGAGAAAGCAGAUGAUGUGGCCCCUCGCGGCACCUGCACCACCAUGUGUCCCAUUUCAGAGGUGCGGCAGCGGGAAGCACAGAACCGGCUGCACCACUUCGAGGUCCUGGCCGGCACGGAGAGAAACCGCCUGCCCCGUGCAGACGUCUGCCGUGCAGUCAAGGAAUACAGCCGCCCAGCAGCCGGGAAGGACACAACAAGAGCCAGUGAGCUGCGGCCACCAGACGUGCUGCUGAAGACUGUGUGCUAUUUGGUGGACGACGUAGCGGCCUGUCCUUCGCGUCAGCCCUGGACUGAGGUCUACAGCUUUGUGUUUGACCGGUUGCGCAGCGUGCGGCAGGACAUGGUCAUCCAGCGUGUUUCUGGGCCGGAGUGCGCGAGCGUGCUGGAGCGAACGGUGCGCUUCCUCCUGUACGCCUCUUACCGACUGUGUGGUCAACCUUUAAGGCUUUACGACCCGCACAUCAACGACACACACCUACAGGAGAGCCUGAGCUGGCUGCUGGAGUGCUACAGUGAGGGACAGCACCAGCACCAGGACGAGUUCCAGGCCCUCAGCCUGCUCUACAAUCUGGGUUCACCACGUGCUCUCCAGCACGCCCUCGAGCUACCGCAUAAGGUGCGGCACUCUUCACCGGUUCAGUUGGCUCUGGCACUCAAUAGGGCCUACAUGGAACGCAACCCUGUCCGGCUCCUCCGCCUGGCCCAGAGAUUGGACUUUUUGCAGGCCUGUGCACUCCACCGGCACCUGCUGUCCUGCAGGAGGGAUCUGCUUCUGCUCUACAGCCACGGACACAGCAGCCGAAACUGCCGUUUCCCCAUCCAGAAAUUAGCAGACAUUCUGUCUCUGGAGUGUUCUCUAGCUGCUCAGCUUUGCCAGACUCAUGGGAUACACGUUAACGGGGACUACGUUGUCUUCUCAAAGGGUUCUUUCACAGAGAGCCCGUCUGAAGAACUGCAGUGUGCACAUAUGCACAAGCUAGUGGACGACAAGCAACAAGAUCUUUCACUUAGCAACAUCAUUCAUGGCAUUGCUUGAACAUGGUUUGUAGUGGGGCUGCAACUAACGAUUAUUUUCAUUGUCGAUUAAUCUCAUGAUUAUUCUCUUGAUUAAUCGAUUAGUUGUUUGGUCUAUAAAAUGUCAGAAAAUGGUGCAAAAAAAGUUGAUCAGGAUUUUCUGAAGCCCAAGAUGACUUCCUCAAAUGACUUUUCUUGUCCACACCAUAAAAAGAUAUUCAGUUUGGUGUCACAGAGGAGUAAAGAAACCAGAAAAUAUUCAAAUUUAAGAAGCAGAUAUCUGAGAAUUUUUACCUUUUUAAAAAAAAGAAAAAACAAUACUCGGUCUGAUUAAUUGGUUACCAAAAUAGUUGGCGAUUAAUUCAAUAGUCGACAACUAAUCGAUUAAUCGAUUCAUUGUUGCAGCUCUAGUUUAUAAAGGGGUUGUUUGCCAAAGUUUAAAAUGUACUUUAUUGUUGAGUAUUUUAAGGUGGUAAACUUGGAGUGAUGUUUUAAUGCUAAGGAUGUUCUGUGCUGCUUUUAAAGCCCUAUGGUAUUGUAUUGAUCUGGGACUGUUUAUUGAUAAGUUCACUGUUAAAUCAAUAAAGUGACUUAUUGGCAGGA
Pygocentrus nattereri (red-bellied piranha) is the source of this 2604-nucleotide messenger RNA. RefSeq names its product SAC3 domain containing 1 (gene sac3d1). The coding region runs from base 905 to 2023 and encodes 372 amino acids. The record is from RefSeq and is a predicted model, not a curated record. Gene Ontology annotation, biological process: centrosome duplication; spindle assembly. The transcript has 4 exons. Gene Ontology annotation, cellular component: centrosome; spindle; nucleus. NCBI's taxonomy places the organism in Eukaryota, Metazoa, Chordata, Actinopteri, Characiformes, Serrasalmidae.